Molecule: messenger RNA, 1248 nt
Organism: Zerene cesonia (dogface butterfly)
Lineage: Eukaryota; Metazoa; Arthropoda; Insecta; Lepidoptera; Pieridae
Gene: Ass
Product: argininosuccinate synthase
Exons: 10
Coding region: 1-1242 (413 amino acids)
Biological process (GO): L-arginine biosynthetic process; urea cycle
Cellular component (GO): cytoplasm
Molecular function (GO): argininosuccinate synthase activity; ATP binding
Source: RefSeq, a predicted model, not a curated record
AUGGGAAAAGAACUAAUUAUUUUAGCAUAUUCGGGUGGCUUGGAUACCAGCUGCAUUUUAAAAUGGUUAAUUCAAAAAAACUACGACGUCGUAUGCUAUAUGGCUGACAUUGGCCAAGAUGAAGAUUUUUCUCAAGCUACAAAGAAAGCAAUGUCCAUUGGUGCUAAAGAUGUGAUCGUAGAGGAUUUACGCAAACAGUUUGUCAGCGAUUACAUGCUUCCAGCUAUUCAAAUGGGAUUAGUUUAUGAAAGUCGCUACUAUUUGGGAACAUCUCUAGCCCGUCCCUGCAUUUCAGUCGGUAUUGUCAAUACAGCAAAAAAAUUAGGAGCCAAGUAUAUUUCCCAUGGUGCGACUGGAAAGGGAAACGACCAAGUCAGAUUCGAGUUAAGUGUUUAUUCUCUCUGGCCUGAGGGUAAAGUAAUUGCUCCAUGGCGUCUUCCCGAAUUCUUCAAUAGAUUCCAAGGCCGUAAAGAUCUACUUGAAUUCGCAAAACAAGAGAAUAUACCUGUAUCUGCGACGCCCAAAGCCCCGUGGUCCACAGACGAGAACAUUAUGCAUAUUAGUUAUGAAUCGGGAGUCUUGGAAGAUCCAGCCACAAUACCCCCAAAUGGGAUUUAUAAGAUGACACGUGAUCUUCAACAAGCUGAGGACUACCCCAGCGUCAUCGACAUCACUUUUGAAAAAGGUUUACCCGUAUCUAUCACCAUUCCAAGUGGACAAGAGAAGGCUCUAUUAAUUAAAGAUGACCUUAAAAUUGUUGAAACUUUGAACAAAUUGGGCGGUCAACAUGGAGUAGGACGUAUAGACAUUGUAGAAAACAGAUUUCUGGGACUUAAGUCUAGGGGCCUUUAUGAAACACCAGCUGGAACAAUUUUGCAUGCGGCACACCUAGAUUUAGAAGCUUUUGCUCUGGAUAAGGAAGUGCUAAGGCUUAAGAAAUACCUUCAAGAUAGAAUGUCCGAUUUUGUGUACAAUGGCUUUUGGUUUUCUCCAGAGGCCACUUAUACCAAAAAGUGCUUAGAGAUGUCUCAGGAAUUAGUAAAUGGAACUGUCACAAUCCAAAUUUUUAAAGGAAAUUUAACAAUAUUAGCAAGAAAAAGUCCUACAAGCUUAUACAACAAGGAUCUUGUGUCGAUGGAUAUCGCCGGAGGGUUCUCUCCUGAGGAUAGCUCAGGAUUUAUCAACAUUAAUGCAAUACGUUUAAAGGAAUACGCUCGAUUUUUAAAAAAUAUUAAAAAUUAAAUAAAU